Molecule: messenger RNA, 3180 nt
Organism: Penaeus chinensis
Lineage: Eukaryota; Metazoa; Arthropoda; Malacostraca; Decapoda; Penaeidae
Product: methyl farnesoate epoxidase-like
Exons: 6
Coding region: 21-908 (295 amino acids)
Biological process (GO): xenobiotic metabolic process
Cellular component (GO): intracellular membrane-bounded organelle; cytoplasm
Molecular function (GO): oxidoreductase activity, acting on paired donors, with incorporation or reduction of molecular oxygen, reduced flavin or flavoprotein as one donor, and incorporation of one atom of oxygen; iron ion binding; heme binding
Source: RefSeq, a predicted model, not a curated record
CAUGUACAUAUACACAGCAGAUGUUCUUCUAUAGAUAUAUUCAUUCUCAGCCAAGCGGUGGCCUCGUUGGUGCAUUCCCCUUUUUGCGUCAUUUUGUUUCCCGAGAAAAUAGAGCUGUGAUUGUCAUGAACGGAUUUGCUCUCGUAGAAGAAUUUAUUAAGAAAGCAGUAGAACAACACAAGGAAAGCCUCGACCCGAACAGCCCUAGAGAUUUUAUAGAUAUCUACCUCAAUGAGAUUAACAACGAACUCAACAACAACAGCAAAACAAGCUCCACUUUCUCUGAGAAACAGCUGAUUGCAGUUUGUACUGAUGUGUUCAGCGCUGGAGCCGAGACAGGAUCCGCAACUGUGGCAUUUGCUGUUAUGCUCAUGUGCCUCUUCCCGGAAGUCAUGAAGAAAGUGCAAGAAGAGAUUGAUUCCGUUAUUGGGCGAAAUCGUUUUCCCAGCAUGGCGGACCGAACAGACUUGCCCUACUUAGAGGCAACUCUAAAUGAAGUAUUCCGCUAUCGGGGGGCAGCCACCUUCACCGUCCCUCAUAGUGCUAUGCGAGAUACAGUAUUGCGGGGGUACCGAAUCCCAGCUAAAACGAUGGUGAUGAACAACCUGUACAGUGUUCACAUGGACCCGGAAUACUGGGGCGACCCUGAAAACUUCCGUCCCGAGCGCUUCAUCAAUGCCGAUGGAACUUUCCACAAGGACGAGCGAAUGAUUCCCUUUGGCAAAGGUCGACGGCUGUGUCUCGGGGAGCCUCUCGCUCGCAUGACGUCGUUCCUGCUGUUCGCGGCGCUCGUGCAGCAUCUAGACUUCGAGCUCGACCCCGCUGUCCCCGUUACCAACACGGAGGGCGUCGCAGGGUUCACGCUCGGCCCGCCAGAAUUCAGAGUCUUUGCCAAACGCAGAUAUUAAGGGAGAUAUGCAUACACAUUCACUUGAACAUUGGUGUCGAAUCGAAACACCAUUUUUAAACUAGGUUAAAAUUCAGUAAAUUUAUUUACUACCUUGGCUAUAUGCUCAGGAGUGGGCAAUCGUGAUUACAGUUUUACAUAUAUUUGACUACUGUAAUAGUACAUGGUAAAAUAAAUAUAUAAAUAAAAAAUGAUGAAAUGAAACUCUUCACCCCCCUGAACAAGACACUUGCAGGUCUGUUCGAAAUAUAUAUUCUAAUCCAGCUCAAUAAUUUACUCCAGAUGCCAAAGCUUACUAAGUGUUCUAGGAUAACUUCUCUGUUUGCAACGUGCGUGAAAAGCUGACUUAAGGUCAAGAAAAACAGUGUGUUUCCCUGGAUUAGAGCUUGAAAAGUACUCUGCAGAGCAACGUUGUGUACUAUGUCCCGAUAGAAAUCCGUACGGUCUGUGAAAUAAUUUACCUUGUAGCCUGUACUUGAGUCUGUUCAAAAUUAUCCUUUCUAGAACUUUGCAUCCACAUGAGGUUAGUGAAGUCGGGUGGUAUUUAUCAGUGUUUGAUUUCGGUAUAGGGAUGAUUAGACUGUGCGUCCAGGGGCCAGGCAGAAUACCUUGUGACAAACUUAACCUGCAAAGGUGCAAAAGGGGAUUACCACGUACCUGAGCUAUAAGGCGGAGGACACUACAGGUAAUUCCAUCCUCACCUGGGCGGACGCUUUUCCUGUUUUCAGUUCCCACUCAGUAAUCUCAGCAAAGUCAGAAGGGUCGGUAUCAGUACAUCCAAUCUCAAUAGAAAAUUUACGUGCAAUUUUAGACUGACUAAAGUGAUUCUGAAUAUUUCAGGGAAGUGAGCUCAAUUUGAACGCCCCAGCCCAUUGACUAAGGAGCAUAUCUGCUUUUGCAAGAGGACUAUGGAACUGCAGGGUGUUGGUUUGCCCGAGAGUCAUUUUUUCCAGACCUCAAACAUUGAGGUGUUAUUGUUAAUGCUUUUUAGGAACAGUUCAAAGUGUUCCUUUCUGAAACGAGUUUUUAAUUCCAGUAGAUUUGUUUAGCCUUAAGAAACUGAAUAAGCUUGUCACGGGUAUUGCCCUGCUUGUAGAUGUCAAAAAGCUCCUGAACUCGCUUUUAUUCCCUUAAUAGUGUAGGGUCACCUACCGACUUAAGUUGUUUGGAGUUUUGUGAGUUGUUGCUCUUUAAAGUUUUCUUUGGACAGACCCAGGUGUUGUAAUAAUUAGUGGCCACUUUCGUCAUGUUGUUAACACUCGUUAUACUGUAAUCGUUACGCCAGUCAUAAAUACGUGAUUUAAAGUGGUGCUCAAGGUAAGGAGGAAUAUAAAUUUUAAGGCUCUUUAUAUUUGCAUAUUGACUAUUAUCAACAGCGUAUCUCGUUACUAGUGUAAAGUCCACUGAUUAGCUCUGUUGCAAGCAUGCUUCUGACGUUUUCAUGCACAAGAUCCCUUCCCAUUACAUAAUCUAUUCUGCCCCCCGCUAUUGAGUUUCCCUGUCUGUAUCAUAUACGGUCAUAGAUUUAUUGUUCACAAGAAUUCGGAACUCUCCGCCAUUUUCAUUGCAUUGAUUAUCUUCAAAUGUAUAAUGUCUAGCAUUAAAAUCUCCCAUACAUACUGCGCCGUGAUUCUGAAAGUUGGGCGGUGAAUCAGUUUGAAACCUUCUACACCUUGCGUAUACAUUGUACAGAGAGAAAAACCCAGAGGCUGCUCGAAUAUGUAAAUGUUGAUAUUGCAUAUUAUCAUCAGACUUCUGCACCAGCUUAUGCGGUAUAGUGUCACUGCCAUAAGUCAAUAUGUCUGUUAUUCCUAUGUUUGUAUAGGAGUGGUACCCUCUAAUUCCAGGGGCGGUUUUUUAAUUUAGUGACUCUUGUUAACAGAUAACGUCAACAUUAUUGUUAUAAAUAUAGUAAAGCAAGUCAUUAAUUUUACGGUUGACACCAUGAAUAUUCCAUGAAAGAAAAUUCAUUUUCUUGUUCCCCAUCACAUCCUAUGAUUAGCUGAUUGGUCAAAUUUGUGUUUGAUGAAGCCCUUGAAUCUCCAUACGUCUUGUACAGCAUUACCUAUCUGUGUUGCAUCUUGUUUAUUUGCAUCUUGAUUCUCUGCGUUUUCCUCAUAUUGAUAUCAUACGUAUAAUCCAUACCUGAUAUCAUUUCCCAUAGUUCUUUCGUUUCCUGCACAUUGUCGGUGUUAUUUUCACUGUCACUGUCGUCACCGCUUUCAGAUGAUUCGUUGAUGGUAUCAUGUAUAAUAAUAAUAUCAGAGACCUCA